AUGUCCGAUAAAGUUAUAAUUGAAAGAUUUUUUAUUAAAACAAACGUUAACGCUAUUAAAGUUUUAAAAAAUGUGAUUUUAAUCGGUACCGGGGGAUUUUUGAUUAUUUAUAACCGUAAUUAUGAAAAAGUUGUAUCAAAAACUUUUAUUUUUGAUGAAACAAUAACCGGGAUUGAUUUUGAUGAUGAUCAAAUUUUAAUUUACGCUGAGAAUGUUCUUGGGGCAUUUAAAUUAAAAGGAAAUUCCGAAAUUGUUGAGUUAAAUCGUUUCUAUUACAACGAUUGGAUCCUCACAUCAAAAUUUAUUGAAAAUGGGAUUGUUUUUGUUUCAAUCCAUAGUGAGGCAAUAAAUUUAGAUCGAAAUUUGAAUGUUUUAACCAUAUCCAAAUCAACGGAAAUUUGUACUUGUUAUUGUGCUCAUAUUAUCAACAAAAAAUGGGAUGAUUUAUUUGUUUUAAGUGGAACGGCGUUUAGCGAAAUUUUUAUUUGGAUGCCUUCAAUGAAAAACAAAGAUAAAUGUCAAGUUUUAUAUAAAAUCGUAGGUCAUAAAGGUGUUAUUUUUUCUAUUGAUUACUCAGAAAAAUUGGGGUUAAUUUGUUCGACUUCUGAUGAUGGGAAGGCAAUGAUUUGGAAUGCCAAAGAUUUUUUUAUUAAUAACAACACAAAAAAUGAAAUAAAAUGUGUUAAAGAACUUCAACAUCAACAAAGAGUGUUUAAAGGAAAAUUUUUUAAUAGUCACUUAAUAACAACCCUCGAAGAUAGUACAAUUAAGAUUUGGGACUCAAAUUUUAAAAAUAAAACGAGUUCUCAUCAAAUUGGCCCAAUUUGGAGCUUAGAUUUUUGUGGUGAAAAGAAUUUAGUGUUUACCGGUGGUGCGGAUGGUGGGGUUAUAUCGACCCCAAUAAAUCUUGAAUUAGAUUUGAAUAAAUCAAACAAAAUUUUUAGUGUUAACAACAAAAAUCGAUAUAAAGAUUUCGUUGUUUUAAACCACAAAAUCGGAGUUGGGAUAACAAACAUUGGUGAAUUUAAUUUAAUUAAUACUCACGAUUUAAUUGAAAAGCAUGAUGAUUUAAAUUCUUAUUGUUUAAUUAGAAAAUCGCCUUGUAAACAAUUAAUUUGUUUGGCUGGAAUGCAUGGGAAUCUUCAUUUAUAUCAAUUAAAAGAUGAUAAAAUCAUUUACAAGAUUUCUUGUAACAUUAAACAUAACCCCAAAAUUUUUUCAUUGCAUUGGUUAUCAUGUAAAUCGUUUUUGGUGUGUUUAAACGAUGGGGUUUUAAUUUUAUGGUAUUUUAAUAAUAAGGAGUUAAUUCCAAUGCAAUUUUUUCAACUCCCCCCAAUGAAAGAGAGGUGGUCAACAUCUGCAACGUUUUGUGGGGAUAAUUUAAUCGUUGGAGAUCGGAAAGGAAAUUUGUGCAUAUUUGGGAUGGAAAGUGGACAUCUUAAAGAAGUUUUGAAGAAAAUUCAACCUAAUGGGGUUACUCAGUUAUAUUUUAAUCAACAAAAAGAAGAAUUAAUUGUUUUAGGU
Onthophagus taurus is the source of this 1524-nucleotide messenger RNA. NCBI's taxonomy places the organism in Eukaryota, Metazoa, Arthropoda, Insecta, Coleoptera, Scarabaeidae. The record is from RefSeq and is a predicted model, not a curated record.